AUGUCCGACAUCGAGAGGAGAUGGUUUGGAGAUCAAACAAACUGUCCUAAACUAGGAGCAAGCUCUCAUCAAAACAGUUUAGACUUCACAAGUUUCUGGGGCUUGUUUCUCAUCACAGGAACUGUUUCAUUGUUGGCUUUCUUCCUUUACUGGAUCACCUUCUUGUACAAGAACAGACAUCAAUUGAUGUCGAACAUGGCAUCACAGAGUUCUCUCCGGUGGCGUCUUCAGUCUAUCGGUCAGCUUUUCGAUCAGAGAGACUUAUCUUCUCAUACAUUUAGGAAUGCUGAAGUAAAGGAUGGAUCAAAGAGAAGUACUGAGGAUCAGUCUCCACAUUCUAGCCCUUUUAAUAACAAUUGUCCUCAAAGUCCAAUUAGUUUCUCUACAAGUCAAACAUUUGAAGAAGGAAAUGUUUCAACUGAGCUUGCAACUCCAAAUUCAGAAACACCACUGCAUGUAGUAGACAUUGCUGCUGCUACUGAUCAUUAG
Molecule: messenger RNA, 489 nt
Organism: Dioscorea cayenensis subsp. rotundata (Guinea yam)
Lineage: Eukaryota; Viridiplantae; Streptophyta; Magnoliopsida; Dioscoreales; Dioscoreaceae
Product: glutamate receptor 2.7-like
Exons: 1
Coding region: 1-489 (162 amino acids)
Source: RefSeq, a predicted model, not a curated record